Molecule: messenger RNA, 618 nt
Organism: Saccharomyces cerevisiae S288C
Lineage: Eukaryota; Fungi; Ascomycota; Saccharomycetes; Saccharomycetales; Saccharomycetaceae
Gene: EMC10
Product: Emc10p
Exons: 1
Coding region: 1-618 (205 amino acids)
Cellular component (GO): endoplasmic reticulum membrane
Source: RefSeq, marked reviewed
AUGCUUGUGCGGCUGUUGCGUGUGAUUUUAUUGGCCAGCAUGGUUUUCUGUGCUGAUAUUUUACAAUUAAGCUAUUCAGAUGAUGCGAAAGACGCUAUACCCCUAGGAACAUUUGAGAUUGAUAGUACAUCCGAUGGGAAUGUUACAGUAACAACCGUUAAUAUACAGGAUGUUGAAGUUUCUGGAGAAUACUGUUUGAAUGCCCAGAUUGAAGGUAAGCUGGAUAUGCCAUGUUUUAGCUACAUGAAGCUGAGGACACCACUAAAAUACGAUUUAAUUGUGGAUGUAGAUGAAGAUAAUGAGGUCAAACAAGUGUCGUUAUCAUAUGACGAGACUAACGAUGCUAUUACUGCUACAGUCAGAUAUCCAGAAGCGGGACCUACUGCACCAGUCACCAAAUUAAAGAAGAAAACCAAAACUUAUGCUGAUAAAAAAGCUAGUAAGAAUAAGGAUGGAAGCACUGCACAAUUCGAAGAAGAUGAAGAGGUUAAGGAGGUGUCUUGGUUUCAAAAGAACUGGAAAAUGUUACUUUUAGGCCUAUUGAUUUACAAUUUUGUUGCGGGCUCAGCAAAGAAGCAACAACAAGGAGGUGCCGGAGCUGAUCAAAAGACUGAGUAA